CCUCUGAAGUGAAGCAUGGACGUUUCUUCUCUGUUUCAUGUUGCUGCCUGGGCUGACUCUGCAAAUGGCCCCACUGUCCUGCUGAGAGGGCAUGCACCAACCACUGUGGACCCCUUGCCUUCUUGCUGCAAGCAAGGAUCUCCUGAAGGGAUGCUGGAGCAGGAGUCUGCUGUGCAGGCCGAUGCUGCAACCAGUUUCUUGAGAGCUGCAAGAUCGGGGAAUCUGGACAAAGCCCUGGAUCACCUCAGGAAUGGGGUAGAUAUUAACACCUGUAACCAGAAUGGGCUGAACGCCUUGCACCUGGCCUCCAAGGAGGGCCACGUGAAAAUGGUGGUGGAGCUGCUGCACAAGGAGAUCGUUUUGGAGACGACGACCAAGAAGGGAAACACAGCCCUGCACAUCGCUGCCCUGGCUGGACAACAGGAUGUGGUCCGGGAACUGGUGAACUACGGGGCCAACGUCAAUGCGCAGUCACAGAAAGGCUUCACACCCCUCUACAUGGCAGCACAGGAAAACCACCUGGAAGUUGUCAAGUUCUUGCUGGAAAAUGGAGCCAACCAGAAUGUAGCCACUGAGGAUGGCUUCACGCCACUAGCUGUGGCUCUGCAGCAAGGGCAUGAGAACGUGGUCGCUCACCUUAUCAACUAUGGGACGAAGGGUAAGGUCCGCCUGCCUGCCCUGCACAUUGCAGCCCGCAACGAUGAUACUCGCACAGCUGCCGUGCUGCUGCAGAAUGACCCCAAUGCUGACGUCCUCUCCAAGACUGGAUUUACCCCCUUGCACAUUGCAGCCCACUAUGAGAAUCUCAGUGUGGCCCAAUUACUGCUGAACCGUGGAGCCAGUGUCAACUUCACACCCCAGAAUGGGAUCACUCCCCUGCACAUAGCCUCCCGCCGGGGCAACAUCAUCAUGGUACGGCUGCUGCUGGACCGCGGAGCCCAGAUAGAGACACGGACCAAGGAUGAGCUGACCCCUCUCCACUGUGCAGCUCGCAAUGGACAUGUGCGAAUCGCAGAGAUUCUGCUGGACCAUGGGGCUCCCAUUCAAGCCAAGACCAAGAAUGGCUUGUCGCCGAUCCACAUGGCAGCGCAGGGCGACCACCUGGACUGCGUGCGCCUGCUCCUGCAGUACAGCGCCGAGAUCGACGACAUCACCCUGGACCACCUAACACCUCUGCACGUGGCUGCGCACUGCGGGCACCACCGGGUGGCCAAGCUGCUGGUGGAGAAGGGAGCCAAGCCCAACUCCCGAGCCCUGAAUGGCUUCACACCCCUCCAUAUCGCCUGCAAGAAGAACCACAUCCGGGUGAUGGAACUGCUGCUGAAGACUGGUGCCUCCAUUGAUGCUGUCACGGAGUCCGGCCUGACCCCCCUGCAUGUGGCCGCCUUCAUGGGGCACCUGCCUAUCGUCAAGACCCUGCUGCAGCGUGGAGCCUCUCCUAAUGUGUCCAAUGUGAAAGUGGAGACACCCCUACACAUGGCAGCCAGAGCUGGGCACAUGGAUGUCGCAAAGUACCUGCUGCAGAACAAAGCCAAAGCCAACGCCAAGGCCAAGGAUGAUCAGACUCCUCUGCACUGUGCUGCACGCAUUGGCCACACCGGCAUGGUCCAGCUCCUGCUGGAGAACAAUGCCAACCCCAACCUGGCCACAACAGCGGGGCACACACCCCUGCACAUCACUGCCAGAGAGGGGCAUGUGGACACGGCCCUGGCCCUGCUGGAGAAGGGGGCCUCGCAGACCUGCAUGACCAAGAAAGGAUUUACCCCUCUCCACGUUGCAGCCAAGUACGGGAAAGUGGAUGUGGCGGAGCUGCUGCUGGCACGUGACGCUCACCCCAAUGCAGCAGGGAAGAAUGGCUUGACUCCGCUGCACGUGGCUGUGCACCACAACAACCUGGAGAUCGUCAAGCUGCUGCUUCCCAACGGGAGCUCACCACACAGCUCAGCCUGGAACGGGUACACCCCCCUGCACAUUGCGGCCAAGCAGAACCAGAUGGAGGUGGCCAGCAGCUUGCUGCAGUAUGGAGCUUCUGCAAAUGCGGCGUCUGCGCAAGGAGUCACUCCCCUACACCUGGCUUCCCAGGAGGGGCACGCAGACAUGGUGGCACUGCUUUUCUCCAAAGAAGCCAAUGGCAACCUAGGCAACAAGAGUGGCCUGACUCCUCUCCAUCUCGUGGCGCAAGAGGGGCAUGUGCCGGUUGCUGAUGUUCUGGUGAAACACGGAGUCACAGUGGAUGCAACGACCAGGAUGGGCUAUACCCCGCUGCACGUGGCCAGCCACUAUGGGAACAUCAAGCUGGUGAAGUUUUUGCUGCAGCACCAGGCUGAUGUCAAUGCCAAAACUAAGCUGGGCUACACCCCUCUGCACCAGGCGGCACAGCAGGGCCACACGGACGUUGUGACACUGCUGCUGAAGCACGGUGCCUCUCCCAAUGAGAUCAGCACAAACGGCACGACUCCCCUGGCCAUCGCAAAGCGGCUCGGCUAUAUUUCCGUCACAGACGUGCUCAAGAUCGUCACAGAGGAAACCGACAUCCCGUCAGUCAGCGACAAGCACCGCAUGAGCUUCCCGGAGACUGUAGAUGAGAUUCUGGAUGUGUCAGAGGAUGAAGGCACCGCUCAUGUCACAGUAAUGGAGGAGGAGCUGAUGGCACCAAAGUCCAGGACACCUGAUCCCAGGGACCAGGAGGGCAAGAGGGAGAUGCUGGAGUUUGAGAUCGUGACGACACUGGAGCAAACGGUGGAGUCUCCAGCUAUCCUGCAGGUCCCCUGUGUCCCACCUGAGACUGUGGUGACCAGAGCGGAGGAGACUGAGCAGGUAGGGCCUGUGGAGACAGAAGCUGAGCAAGUCAGCCUGCUGCAUGCACCCUCGGUGUCCCCACAGGAGCCCUCCAAGGAGUUCGACGAGGACUCCCUGAUCCCCAGCAGCCCCGCCACUGAGACCUCGGAUAACAUCAGCCCAGUGGCCAGCCCUGUGCACACAGGGUUCCUGGUGAGCUUCAUGGUGGAUGCGCGCGGCGGGUCCAUGCGGGGCAGCCGGCACCACGGACUACGUGUGGUCAUCCCGCCCCGUGCCUGCGCUGCACCGACCCGCAUCACCUGCCGCCUGGUGAAGCCCCAAAAGCUGCCUGCACCCCCACCACUGGCCGAGGAGGAGGGUCUGGCCAGCCGGAUCAUCGCCCUGGGGCCCGCUGGUGCCCAGUUCCUCAGCCCCGUCAUUGUGGAGAUCCCGCACUUUGCCUCGUAUGGGCGUGGAGACCGUGAGCUGGUGGUGUUGCGCAGCGAGAAUGGCUCUGUCUGGAAGGAGCAUCGCAACCGCUAUGAGGAGAGCUACAUGGACCAGCUGCUCAACGGCAUGGAUGAGGAGAUGGAGAGCCAGGAGGAGCUGGACAAGAAGAGGGUCUGCCGCAUCAUCACCACUGACUUCCCGCUCUACUUCGUGGUCAUGUCCCGGAUUUGCCAGGACUGCGAUAUGAUCGGCCCCGAGGGAGGGUGUUUGAAAAGCACACUGGUGCCCAUGGUACAGGCCACCUUCCCAGACACUGCUGUCACCAAGAGAGUGAGGCUGGCCCUGCAGGCGCAGCCCGUGCCUGAUGAGCUGGUGACUAAGCUGCUGGGGAACCAGGCAACCUUCAGCCCCAUCGUCACGGUGGAGCCACGCCGGAGGAAGUUCCACCGCCCCAUUGGCCUCCGCAUCCCACUGCCACCAUCCUGGAAGGACAAUCCCCGAGACAGCGGCGAGGGUGACACCACCAGCCUGCGCCUGCUCUGCAGUGUGAUCGGAGGGACGGCCCAAGCCCAGUGGGAAGACAUAACAGGCACUACGAAGCUGGUCUAUGAAAAUGAGUGUGCUAACUUUACGACCAAUGUGUCUGCCAGGUUCUGGCUGGCCGACUGCCCGCGCACAGCCGAGGCCGUGCACUUUGCCACAAUGCUGUACAAGGAGCUGGCGGCCGUGCCCUACAUGGCCAAAUUCGUGGUGUUUGCCAAGAUGAAUGAUGCACGGGAAGGCCGGCUGCGCUGCUACUGCAUGACUGAUGACAAGGUUGACAAGACGUUGGAGCAGCAUGAAAACUUCACUGAGGUGGCCCGUAGCAGGGACAUUGAGGUGGUAGAAGGGAUGCCUUUGCAUGUCGAGCUCUCAGGAAACCUGGUGCCUGUCAAGAAGGCCACUCAGCCCCGCACCUUCCUCUUCCAGUCCUUCCGGGAAAAUCGCCUCGCCAUCCCCAUCAAGGUUCGGGACAGCAGCCGGGAAGCCAGCGGCUCCCUGUCUUUCCUGCGUAAGGCCAUGAAAUAUGAGGACCUCCAGCAUGUGCUCUGCCACCUGAACAUCAGCAUACCACCCUGCGCCAAGGGAAGCGGCACCGAGGAGCGGAGGAGGACACUGACGCCGUUAUCUCUGAGGGAGCGAUACAGCAUCCUAAGUGAGACCAGUUUCGGGUCCCAUGCAGCUGAAGCUGUGACCCCUUCUCCUCCAGGCUCUCUGAGCAGCACGGACAAGACAGACCAGAAGAUGGUCGACAUAGCAGAACAGCUGGGCCUCAGCUGGGCUGAGCUGGCCCGUGAGCUGCAGUUUGGGGUGGAUGACAUCAACAGGAUACGUGUGGAGAACCCCAACUCCCUGCUGGAGCAGAGCGUAGCCUUACUUAACCUCUGGGUCAGCCGCGAGGGCAAGAGCGUCAAGAUCGAGAAUCUGUACACAGCGCUGAGGAACAUUGACCGCAGUGAGAUUGUCAACACGCUGGAGGGCUCUGGCCGACAGAGCCGCAGCCUGAAGGGCAGCUGGCGCUACAUGGACAGAGACUACUCCCUCUCGCCGUCCCAGAUGAAUGGUUACGCUUCGCUGCAGGACGAGCUGCUGUCCCCCGCCUCCCUGCAUUACACGCUGCCAUCCCCGCUGCGUGCCGACCAGUACUGGAAUGAGGUGGCCAUCAUGGAUGCUAUCCCCAUGGCUGCCACAGAGCAGGAUGCCCUGAUGGAGAUGUCCGACAUACAGGUGUGGUCCUCGGGGCUCACCCCCUCGCUGGUGACUGCUGAGGACUCCUCUCUGGAGUGCAGCAAGGCCGAGGACUCGGAUGCCACAAGCGAAGGCCGGUUCCCAGGGCAGCUUCUGGCAGACACGCAUGGCCCAGACCACAUGGGCUCUAUGGACCUGGUUGAGGAUGAUACAGUGGACUCAGAUGCCAUGAAUGGCUUGAUUGACCUUCUAGAGCAGGAGGAGGGGCAGAGGCCAGAGGGGAAGAUGUCAGCCGGUGAUCGCCAGCCCGGGACUAGGGAGCAGGACCCAGAGAGUGAAGUCUCUUUUGUUUCAGUGCAGCAGAAGGUGCAAGCCAGGAUCACAGCAUCACCUACCAUUAGCCACGUCACGGAGAAGAGCACAGACAGGCUGAGGGACUGGAAUGCAGAAGGCUCCUUUAUCUCCUGCCUACAGGACCUGACAGCGGGCUCCUGGCAGGAGGGGGUCACCCGAAGGCUGCUCCCAACGCACACCGUGGCCUCCAGGGCACAGGGCCAGGAGCAAGAGCAGGUCCUGGUGCCGGCCGUGGAGCUGAUGCAGGUCAGCUCCACAGAGGACAGCGACUGGCAGCCCCAGCACCCCACGGGCAGCUGGUGGGAGGAGGCAGACAGCCGCUUCUUUGGGCAGGGGGACGAAGUCCUUCAUCUCCCUGGAGAGCAGGUGACUGAGGAGCAGUUCACAGAUGAUCAAGGGAAUAUCAUCACCAAGAAGGUCAUCCGGAAGGUGGUGCGUCAGCUGAGCCCUGGUGACACAGAUGACAGGCAGGCACAAGAACAGCUGAUUCUGGAGGGCUCCCUGCAGGACCCCCAAGACCUGGAGGCUGAGGACGCUCACUUAAUGAAAUACUCCAUCCUGCACCGGGACAGUCUGGGGGCCAAGGAUCUCACCUCGACACCAAACCACUGAACUCCACACAUGUUCUGACACAUACCUGAGAAGAGAGGAAAGCAAAGAGUGGAGGGGAGCAGGGCUGGCUGUACAUGUUUCUAUAGGCUAUGGCAUGAUUUCUAUAUGAGACAUACUUACCGUCCUAUCCGCAUGACUGACUGACUGCAAGACGCAUGAGCUACAGUACUUAAAACUGACGGAGGGGCCUCCGUCCCUGCCCCGCUGCUGCCAGGAGCCCAGAGACAGCAGCACGCACCAGGGGCAUCCUCUCAGCUCCUCUGGGAGGGAAGAGCUGGGCUGGCAGAAACCGAGAGGGAAGAAGCCUCCACCCUCAUGUGACCGAGUGUGUAAAUGCAUCCUCACACCUGCGCUCUGGCUGCAAGAGGGAGGCUGGGGCAGCACGGCACUGCUCACCAUGGAAGGAGAGGGGCUCGACCCCCCAUCGCCCGUGCUGCCUCUGCUGGACUUGCUUCUCAUCCCACUCAGUGAGUGUUGGGUUAUGGGGAGGACAGCAGUUGCCAGGGAGUGUGUGAGCUGAGGGUUGCGGGCAGCACAGCUGCCCUGGGCAGAGGGGCUGGUGCAGGGCUGCCCUUCCUCUCCCCGGCACGUGCGAUGUCUCCUGCCAGGGCAGGGCUCUGGGCUGAGCACUGAGCUCGUUGCUUGUGUUGAAAGUGUAAACUGUACAGCAAUCAGCCUUGUGUAUAUGAACCAAUAAAUACUAUGCAAACCCCUAGGGACACUCUAGCAGUAUGUACAAAGCACUAACAGCUCUGCUCCCAAAUACCUCUUCAGGCUGCAGGACGGGCAAAACCUUUGGAGUACGUGAGCAGCUCUGGUGAAUGGAGCUGGGAGACUAUAGGACUAAAAGGGCAGCAGACUGCCCCUGCCCUGUGCCCCUCUGGCAGAGCUUGAUCCCUUCCUGGCCUGAAGAGAGGGGCCCACAGGUGCAGUCCCAUGGGUCUGUCCAUAGUGCAAGCCCCAGUUUGUGUUGGCUCCAGCUCGGGUGAAGCUGUGGGCCUGCGCUGAGGUGCUUGGGGCCCAGGGACGAUGGGUAGUGAGACAGAGCAGGGGAUGCUUGUGCCACACACGGGGUUGUGCCUAGCUCUACUCAGCACAAUAUCUGCUCAGGAGAUGAGCCAGGAGCUGGCAGAAGCCAGCAGCCCUGCACUACGCAUCCCAUGCAAGGGCUUUGCAGGGUCCCCUGGCCCCCCUGCAAGGGCACAAAUGAGCAUAGCCCAUUGACCCCGUGGAUGCUGACCCUCCCAGGACCAAACCCAGAGAUGUGGGGGGCUGCUCUCCCGGUGGCUGCGCUUUGGCCAGGGGAAAUGCCCUGCUGCAGCACCCUGGACCAAGCAGUCACCCUGGGAGCUAGGACAGCCCCGGGGCCAGCUGCUCCAGCAGGAGAGCAGUGAAGGGCAGAGCUGCCUGGGCAACUCUGAGGGGUGCAGUAGGUUGAAUCUGCUGCAAUACUUGACCCCAGGAGGGCUGGAUGCAGGUAGUGGCAGUAGGUCCCAGGUCCCCGACUCUGUCCUUUACCUAACCAACGUGGGGGCCUGGUCUUUGUAGCACAGUGGUGUGGGGACCCCCUGCUCUUUUCCCUGGAGGUGGCCACGAACCUGUUUCACAGGCCCUGAGUUUGCUCUCUGUGGCCAUGUGCAGAACGAGCCCACCUCCAGCAUCAGGCUGGUGGCCCUGGCAAGGCAGCCCUGUGGUUGCGCAUCUGCCAGGACACCCCUGGCUCCUCUGCAGUUGGGAAGAAGCCUAACUGCAGCGAAGCUAAAUGACCCAGCUUAGCCUUGGAGAGCAAAACAACCCCUCCUCCACCCCCACCCCAAAGUUGAGCCAUAUAGGCACAGACUCUCCAACCAUCACCCUUACUGUGUACAAUAACCUUCCUAGACCCACUGCGACAGCUGACUCCGUAGCAUCACUGUAGAGUUGUGUGUGGGUCCUGUGCUUUGGCCUUGUAACGCCUUAGGGAAUGUGCUGUGCUGCAACCGUGCCAGGCACCUGCAGUGACAUUGCUUUGCGCUCGGAUUGCUCGUAGAGCUGGUAGGGGGAGGCUGCACCUGACAUUGAGCCUAGAGAAUGCUGCAGUCUGCACACUAGAAGCUUUUUAGAAGUUUUAAAAUUACUUUUAUUUCCUUUUUUUAAUUGUUAUGGAAACAAGCCUUUUGGAUCUCCCUGUCUUAGCCCCUGAUGUAUAGAUCAUUUCCCUGUACACCAGCUACCAGACUAUGAAUUAAUAAAGAAACCAACACAGA
Messenger RNA from Phalacrocorax carbo (great cormorant), 8168 nucleotides. Lineage: Eukaryota; Metazoa; Chordata; Aves; Suliformes; Phalacrocoracidae. The record is from RefSeq and is a predicted model, not a curated record.